AUGCGGACUCGCGGGGCAGCAAGACGAGCUGCCCAAGCUGCGGCAGCGGCCGAAGGCCCUCUUGUUCCAAUUCUCCAGACGACCGGAGAAACUCCGACCGGCGCUGAAGACAAUGCUGUGAUUGCGGGAGUUUCACUUCUUGACCAACUCGCCCCCCCUAGCAAUUCAGUGCCUGCAAAGUCUCCAGCGCAUUCUCCCGCUGCCUCAUCGACUGAGCCUAUCACCCCCCCAGACAUUGCCACCUCCAAGCGCAAGUUUGAAGCGACGUUGGCUGAACCGUUGGCUACCAAGACUCCCGCGAAACGCACACGUCGGACCAAGAAGACCGCUCAGCCGAUCAAAGGUGGUUGGGUUCUUCCCCAUGGUAUGGGUUUGGUCACGCAGAAUUCAGCUGUUGCCCUAGAUGAGACCGAGAAGACUUCAGUGGGCAGUGAACCCGAGCCCAUUUCUGAAGACAAUCCGGCAGAUCAACUCCAGACGGACGAACACCCCGCCGUCCCAGAUCCCGAGAUCGUUUUGACGCCACCAACCUCACCUUCCGCGAGUGCUCAGCCUUCAACCAAAUCUCCGUCUGAAAGAGCUGCCCCAAGGAAAGCAACUGGCAGAAGGGCUGCCCCCAGAAAAGCAGCUCCAAAGACUGCAGCCAGACAAAAACGCAUUGGCUAUCGUGUCACCAAAGCCAAAGCCCCUUCAAAAGAAGACAGCAAAUCAGAGACAUCCAGUCAGCUGGAAGUAGAUGUUAAGCAGGAAGUAGCUGUCGAAACUGCCUCAAGGAUCACUAAGGCAGAAACAGUUGUCGGUGACUCCGAGACUGUUGACGAGAACCUGCAUGUCACACACCAAGAAGAGAUCAUUGGCCGGGUUACUCGUUCCCGUACUGCUGUCACCGCCCAAACAGUGGUCAAGUACGAGGAAAAGAUCCCAGAGCAGACCGUUGUUGUUACCAAAAAGGAGGAAGUCGCUGAGGAAAAGACCAGCAUUGUUGCGACUACUCGAAAGCUCAUCAUCUUCAAAGGGGCCACCUUGAAGGACAACCUCGUCACCAAAAGUCUGGGGAAGAUUGUGGUGGAUGCCUCACAGAUUCUGAAUCCCGAUUACAGAACCCAAGUCAAGCGUGGCCAAAACAAUCCUUAUGGGUUGACGCCCGGUUACAGCCCAUAUCCCUACAGAAGAGUCCCCACCCCCGAGGCCUGCGAAGAGGUUCACAGGAUCCUGACGGAGAUGCACGGGGAGGUUAAACAGCCGGACAGAAUCCCCACAGCCUCUCUGGAAAUUGCUGGUUGCGGUGAGGUACCUUGUGUCCUUGACGCUCUUUUACGCACACUCAUCAGCGGUAAUACUUUGAUGGCCAUGGCUGAUGCAGCGAUCAGAAAUUUGGGGAAAGACUUUGGGAUUCGUACAGAGGGAAGCGGUGCGGGUAGUAUUGAUUGGGAGAAGGUGCGGGUUUCAUCGCCCCAAGCUCUGGUGAACUCGAUCAGAAUCUCUGGCAAUGGCCCCAAGAAAGCUCAACACAUCAAGUUAAUCCUGGACAAAGUGUAUGAGGAGAACCUUGAGCGCAUGAAGCAGGCUGGCACUGCCGAAAACACUGACAAGGAUGGCGCUCCCCCCGAUCUUCUUUCGCUCGACUACAUGCACGCCAUGACCAAAGACCAAGCGAUGGAAAAGUUUGUGAGCUUUCCUGGAAUUGGCAUCAAGACAGCCGCCUGCGUCUCACUCUUUUGCCUGCGCAUGCCGUGCUUUGCUGUCGAUACCCAUGUUCAUAAGUUUUGUCGCUGGCUUGGUUGGACGCCAGUCAAGGCUGACCCUGACAAUGUCUUUCGCCACGGAGAUUUUAUGGUGCCGGACCAUUUAAAAUACGGGCUACACCAGUUAUUUAUUCGUCAUGGACAGACCUGCUUCAAAUGCAGGAAGAACACCAAGCCCGGCACCAAGGACUGGCUUGGGGCCCCCGAUUGCCCGCUUGAACAUUUGCUCGAUCGAAGCAAAGACGAUGCUAAGCCACCGGCGCCCAAGAAACCGAGAAAGAUGAGAAAGAAAGCAGAACAGGACGAGGAUUCGGAAGAUUCGGGUGCUGUCAAGGGAGAGGAAUUUGAAGAUGAAGGCACAGACGAUGAAGAUGAGGAGCAGCAUGGCCCAGAGCAGAUGGCUGACGAGGAGGAGAAGGCCAAUGAGGAGGGGAAGGUCAGCAAAGAGGAGAUGGCCAAUGAGGAGGAGGAGGAGGAUGAAGAUGAGGAGGACGAAGAAAACGGGAAGAUUGGCGAGGACAAUGUGGAUGAUGAUGAUGAGGAGGAGGAUGAGGGUGAGGAUGGUUUCAAUCAAGAGGAGGAGGAUGCUAAUGUGGAUGAAGGCAUGGAUCGUGUGGAAGAAGAUGACGGAGAGGAUGCUGACGAGGAAGAGAAUGAGGACCAGGACGUUGAUAUGGAGGAUGAGGAUGAGAUUUAG
This is a messenger RNA of Podospora anserina S mat+, 2442 nucleotides long. RefSeq lists its product as uncharacterized. Bases 1 to 2442 code for a protein of 813 amino acids. Gene Ontology annotation, molecular function: catalytic activity. Gene Ontology annotation, biological process: base-excision repair. NCBI's taxonomy places the organism in Eukaryota, Fungi, Ascomycota, Sordariomycetes, Sordariales, Podosporaceae. The transcript has a single exon. The record is from RefSeq and is a predicted model, not a curated record.